Molecule: messenger RNA, 1150 nt
Organism: Amaranthus tricolor (Joseph's coat)
Lineage: Eukaryota; Viridiplantae; Streptophyta; Magnoliopsida; Caryophyllales; Amaranthaceae
Exons: 1
Coding region: 217-699 (160 amino acids)
Source: RefSeq, a predicted model, not a curated record
UAAGAAUAUAUCACCCUAUUUUUUAGUUAAAGCCUCAAAUCUUAUAUAAUCUAACAACCUUUCUCUUAACCACCCUUUUCAAGAACAUGUUCAUAGAUUUUCAUUGAAAAAGAUUAAUUUUUCCUCCCUUUCUAUCUCCUCGCACUCUUGAAAUAAUUUCAGGAGUCGAGAGAUAAAAAUAUAAAUUUAAAUUAAUAAUUAAAAAAUUUAUAAUCAAUGACGGGUCAAAAACGGAUAAUAAUCAGACAAGAGACGGGUUCAACCGUAUACAGGAGAAAACAACCACUGCUGCAGGCAUCUCCGUCAUCCUCCACUAGCGGAAGGAUAGCGGAGAUGGCUGGAGGCACGACCGCAGGGUGCGUAGCCGUGUGGUGCUGUUGCCCAUGCUCUUUGGUUAAUUUGGUGGUGCUUUUAGUUUACAAAGUUCCUGCAGGAAUUUGCAAGAAGGCUUUUAGGAAUCGAAGAAUUAGAAGUCGACGUGACGAGUGGCGACAAUGUAGCAGCCAUAACCAUUAUCAAGAAGUCGGGCUUGGGCUUGGGCUUGGGAGUGAAACAGAUGAGGUUACCAUGGUGGUUAUGGAUAAUGAGUUUAUUAGAUUGGAAGAAGAAAUGUGGGAUAAGUUUUAUUCUACUGGUUUUUGGAGAAGCCCUUCUCAAAGAGAAACACAAAAAGAAAAGGAAUGGGAAUAUAAAUUAUGAUUUUACAUUGUAUUUGUUUUUAUUCUUUUUUCUUGCGAUUAGAGGUGUCCUUUUCGAGUGUUUGGGCGGGUUUCAGAUAUAAUAUUUUGGGCCAGGUUAAUUUCGGUUCUUGAGUAUAUGUAAAUAUCUUAAUAAUGAUUUUAUUUUGAUUUUUAUAUACAGGUUAUUUCAGAUCGGAUCGAAUCAUACUCGAUUUUGUUUAUAUGUUGGAUUUUAUGGUUUGGGUUGCUUUGUUGAUGAUUUGUUCAAUUCCUUGUCUUCAUUGUUUAAAUAGUAAACCAUUGUCUAAUUUCUAAGUUGUUUUAUAAUGUGGUUAGGACCUCUUUUUCGUUUGAGCAAGUUUCAUGUAAAUGUAACAUUGUUUGUGAGCGACAACAAGCUCGAACAAGCUGGGAGACAGAGCGUGGUUCUAUGUGUAUCUUUCCAAAGCUUUUUAAUGUUGAAAGGAUUA